CUACUGCCUUACCUAAAAAAAAUUGUAAAAAGGUGGAAAACAAAAGUUAUGGCAGUGCAAUUAUUAAAUAUUACGAAAACUUUUCAAAAAUUGACCGUUUCUGCAAGAUGUAACUUGGUACCAAUAAUUGUGAAUCCAUUGAAAGAAGAACUGUAUAAUAAUAAUGUAAUAACCUACAGCUCAACUAGAAAUACUAAUUUCUUCAAUAAAUUGCCAGCUAAAGAUUUAUGGAAGGGUAUCACUUCUGUCAGUAAUGCUGGUAAAAAAAGAGGUCGUGGAAAGAAUACAUCAAAGUCCAAAAUAAAGGACUUGAAUCGAGGUCAAGUCAUAGGUAUAGGUAAAGCAAACAUUGUGUGGCCAGGUCUCUCUGCACCAAUAAUCAGAGGAAAAGAGUUGGUGAGACAGGAACAACUACCAGAGGACCCAGAAAGGGAGAAGAAACUGAUUCAGUUGAGGGAUAAAAUGGGUACAUUCAAGCAUCAGAAAUUGAGUCCUAUUGAAAGGGGUUGGUCAGGAUCAAAAAUGCCUGGAAGAAGUAUUGGACCUCCAGAUCCAGUUGGGGAAGAAACAUUUGAGGGAUUUGAUACCAAAGUACUUGAAUUGAAAACAGUAUUCAACAUGAAAGGUAACUUUGGGAGGAAAAGGAGGCUUUCUGUACUUGUUGUUACUGGAAAUGGAAAUGGCUUAGGAGGUUUUGCAAUGGGUAAAGCACUGGAAGCCAAAAUUGCACUUCGCAAAGCAAAAAAUCGAUCUGGACAAAAACUGAUGCAUGUGAAGCUAUUCAAGAAUCACACAGUUUGUCAUGACUUCUUUACACAAUUUGCAAAAACAAAAAUUUAUGUCUCACAAAAACCUGAGGGGUAUGGCCUUGUUUGCCAUAGAGCUAUAAAAACUAUAUGUGAAGUUGUUGGAAUCAAAGAUCUCUAUGCAAAAAUUGAAGGUUCCACUAAUGUGAACAAUAUUAUAAAAGCCUUUUUCCUUGGUCUAACCAGACAAAAAUUACCUGAAGAAAUGGCAGAAGAAAAGAAACUGCACUUAGUGCAGUUCUGUAAAGAAAGCAACAAUUUCCCUAAUGUUAUUGCUUCCCCAAAGGAAUGUAGGACAGCUGAAGAUAUUCCAAAUGAUGAAAUCCUUGACUUCAAACAAUACUGUUUUGAGGGAAAAGUUGUUCUGAAUAAGAAGAAAAGACCACCAUUCUAUGCUGGCUAUAAGUCCUAUGAGUUAUAUUUGCAAAAGCAAGAAAAACUCAGGAAUCAAUCAAAAGUGAAAGAGAAUUUGAUUGCAGAAUAUGGACAAAUCAAGAGCUUUUUAGCUGAUAAGUAUCCUGAAUGUGUACAGUACAAGCCAGAAAGGAAAAAUAAGGAAGAAGCUGAUAAUUAAAUGAUUCAUGAAUAUAUUUUAUUAAUGAACAGUUUC
Phaedon cochleariae (mustard beetle) is the source of this 1416-nucleotide messenger RNA. NCBI's taxonomy places the organism in Eukaryota, Metazoa, Arthropoda, Insecta, Coleoptera, Chrysomelidae. The record is from the annotation of a GenBank genome assembly.